This is a messenger RNA of Pseudozyma flocculosa PF-1, 411 nucleotides long. RefSeq lists its product as uncharacterized. Gene Ontology annotation, molecular function: large ribosomal subunit rRNA binding; structural constituent of ribosome. The record is from RefSeq and is a predicted model, not a curated record. NCBI's taxonomy places the organism in Eukaryota, Fungi, Basidiomycota, Ustilaginomycetes, Ustilaginales, Ustilaginaceae. The coding region runs from base 1 to 411 and encodes 136 amino acids. Gene Ontology annotation, cellular component: ribosome; cytosolic large ribosomal subunit. Gene Ontology annotation, biological process: translation. The transcript is spliced from 3 exons.
AUGUCCAAGGCUGCCGUUGGUACCAAGUUCCGCAUGUCGCUUGCCCUCCCCGUUGGAGCGGUCAUGAACUGCGCCGACAACUCUGGAGCCAAGAACCUCUACGUCAUCGCCGUGUUCGGUACCGGUGCUCGUCUUAACCGUCUCCCGGCCGCUGCCGCCGGUGACAUGGUUGUCGCCUCCGUCAAGAAGGGCAAGCCCGAGCUGCGAAAGAAGGUCAUGCCCGCCGUUGUCAUCCGCCAGCGCAAGCCGUGGCGCAGGCGCGACGGUGUCUUCCUCUACUUCGAGGACAACGCCGGUGUCAUUGUCAACCCGAAGGGAGAGAUGAAGGGAUCGGCCAUUACCGGCCCGGUCGCCAAGGAGUGCGCCGACAUCUGGCCCCGUAUCGCGUCCAACGCCGGUACCGUCGUCUAA